Molecule: messenger RNA, 525 nt
Organism: Magallana angulata
Lineage: Eukaryota; Metazoa; Mollusca; Bivalvia; Ostreida; Ostreidae
Exons: 1
Coding region: 1-525 (174 amino acids)
Source: RefSeq, a predicted model, not a curated record
AUGCUCAGAACCAAGCUAUGGUCUGGGUUGAAGGACAGUAACCUCCGAAAUUCCAGUCGAUACAAGUAUGACACCAUCAAAGACUUUGAAGCUCUAAGAAGGGAAUUACGCACCAUUGAACUUGACCUACAGUUCUCAUCAUCCUCUACAGCUACAUCAUCUGAGAAGAAGAAGCAACAAGUAUCAAAGAUUGGAAAAGGAGAUGAUGAUUCAUCUUUGGAAAUAAUUCUACAAAAAUUAGGAGCAAUGGAUAAGAGACUUGGAGAAGUUAAACAAACAAACCUAAAAGACCAAUUACCUCCCAGGUGUGACCAGAACAAUACUAGGAACUACAUUGGUACUGGAGACUGUGGACAAUCUGGUAGAGGUUAUCACCAUUAUGGUAGAAGUCAAGGUCAAUACAGAGGAGGAUACAGAGGAUAUAGAGGAGGAUACAGAGGUGGUGAAACUUAUGGCCAGUCCUAUCCCAACAGAGGAGGAUAUGGUGGAUACAGGGACAAUCGCCGCAAGGAUUUAAACCAAUAG